Molecule: messenger RNA, 6806 nt
Organism: Coregonus sp. 'balchen'
Lineage: Eukaryota; Metazoa; Chordata; Actinopteri; Salmoniformes; Salmonidae
Source: the annotation of a GenBank genome assembly
AUGUCUAUCACCAACAUGCCUACGAGUAACGACGCUUGCCUGAGCAUUGUACACAGCUUGAUGUGUCAUAGGCAAGGGGCAGAGAGCGAGACCUUUGCCAAGCGAGCAAUAGAAAGUCUGGUGAAAAAGCUAAAGGAGAAGAAGGAUGAACUGGACUCCCUUAUCACAGCCAUCACCACCAAUGGAGCUCACCCCAGCAAGUGCGUCACCAUCCAGCGGACUCUGGAUGGCCGCCUGCAGGUAGGGAGUACACCACUGUCUGGGGAUCAGGGGUGUAUUCACUAGUGCACACCGUAGCAAAACAUGUAGUAACAGAAAAUGUUUUGCAACAAAAACAAACCUUUGUCGUUGGACAAUUUCAAUUUAGUUCCUCCCCGUUUCGGCCCGUUUGCUUCUUUGGUUCCUAGUGAAAACACCCCUGAGAUAAGCGGCCAGAGGUAAAAAGGGCGAGAUGAGAUGGCAUUAUGAGUGGGGAUCUUGUAAAGGUGAAAAGUAUAGGGUAUGAGAACUAUUAGCACUUUUGGGUGAAGAAAAAAGUAUUUAUUUAGUUAAAUCAAUGAGUUUAAUCUUGUGUUCUCCAACCCUGUUCUUCUCAGGUAGCAGGGCGCAAAGGGUUCCCCCACGUGAUCUACACUCGGUUGUGGAGAUGGCCCGAUCUGCAUAAAAAUGAACUGAAGCACGUCAAAUACUGCCAGUUUGCGUUUGACCUGAAGUGUGACAACGUCUGCGUGAACCCCUACCACUAUGACCGGGUGGUGUCUACGGGUAUUGGUGAGUGCAUUGAUGCCUCUGGUGUAAGUUUAUUUUUUUGUGUUUAACUCCUCUGAGUGAUCGUUUUCAGCUUCUUUCCCGUUUUAUUUCACAGACCUAUCAAGCUUGACUCUUACCAGCACAGGUAAGUGACCUCCAUUUUGAUAGUUGUAUACCUUAUAACGGAAUUAUUUUCUGUUAAUGUAUGUUUUGUUUGUUGUUGACUUGUAUCCUGACUGCUGCUCUCAGCUCCCAGCCUGGGACUGAUGGUUAAAGAUGAGUACGACUUUGACGGCCAGCCCCAGCUGCCCACCAUGGAUGGGAGUCACUCCCUCCAGACCAUCCAGCAUCCUCCCUCCAGCCGAGUUGGGCCCCCCCCGGAGCCCUUCAGCACUGCUGGCCUGCUGCCCCUCGCUGACGCCCGCACCGCCUCCACCUCCGCCUUCCCCAGCAUCUCUGUUGGAUCAGGAAGUGAGGGCCUACUCCUCCACUCUAUCUCCCCUUAUUUUAUGGCUCUUUGUAUCCUCCUCACCCAACUCAUUAGAGGUCCUGAGUUAUUCUUCUUUGGAAUAAUCCUGGAAUGUUGUUUGUCAUAGGCAAGGUUUGGGUGGUUUAUUUGGCUACAGCUACUUGUGGCUUGUUGACCGAAGAGGACAUAACCCCUAAAUUGCAUGCAAGAAUCACCUCACAGUAAUUUUCAAACUCAUUCUGCGAUGUAAUGGCUUAGAAAAAGGAGCCUAUUAUGUUGCCCACCGGUGGUCACUUUCUCUUUUCCCGCUCAUUGGCUAUUAUUAGCACCCCCCGACUCUCCCCUACCCUCUUUGAAAUGUAUAAUAGCUCAUUUACUGGCUGUAUGGACAGUGACGAAGUGUGGCUCUCCCUACAAUUCUCAUCUGUAAGUAUCCACCUAUGCCCUUACAGAUGCCACCUCCACCUGGAUGAGAAAUAGCAGCUUCACGCCCAACAUGCCUCACCAUCAGAAUGGGCACCUGCAACACCACCCACCCAUGCCUCAUCCAGGGCACUACUGUGAGUCCAUGCCACUCUCAGGAUUACUGUAUGUAGUAGUAGAACAUGCAUUUCACUUUUAGAACACUUAAUACCCGCAACUCAGAACUCACUGAUGUGGUAAUUGAAGCAAUUACGUUCCAACAUUUAACAUUGCUGCUUUCAUGUCACCCUCGAAGGGCCUGUGCACAAUGAGCAUGACUUCCAGCCCCCCAUAUCCAACCAUCCAGGUAAGUGAAGCACAAUGCCUAUAUUCACCCGACAAGGUGUUCAGAGUGCCGUGAGUGGGUCUGGAGAGGAGAGGACUGAGUUUGGGGUGUUGUCGCUGCGGUCUGUUGCAGCGCCCGAUUACUGGUGCUCCACCGCUUACUUUGAGAUGGACGUCCAGGUGGGCGAGACCUUCAAGGUGCCCUCCACUUGCCCCGUCGUGACCGUGGACGGCUAUGUGGACCCGUCGGGCGGAGACCGCUUCUGUCUGGGCCAGCUGAGCAACGUGCACCGGACAGAGGCCAUCGAAAGAGCCAGGUAUGGCGUCCCAGCCUCCUGCCCCCCUUACCGUUUAACUGUGUUGAGCUUCUGGCUCUGAAUGGAGGUGAAUUCAUGACAUUGCCCGGGAAGAGUAUUUGGUCAACCCACUGAUAAUAACUGCUGUUCUUUUCACUUCCAAAGGCUCCACAUCGGGAAGGGGAUCCAGCUGGAGUGCAAAGGUGAAGGGGACGUGUGGGUGCGUUGCCUUAGCGACCACGCCGUAUUUGUGCAGAGCUACUACCUGGACAGGGAAGCCGGCCGCGCCCCCGGCGACGCCGUGCACAAGAUCUACCCCAGCGCCUACAUCAAGGGAGGUCCCAACUCCUCCGUUUGCUUAGCAUUACCAAUGUGUUCAUUGUGUUGUUAUCCACCCCCUGGUGUCCAAGCUGUGAAUUGCAUGUAGCUGGUAGUAAAUGUACACUACAUGACCAAAAGUAUGUGGACACCUGGGGGUGGAACAUCUCAUUCCAAAAUCAUUGGCAUUAAUAUGGAGUUGGUCCCCCCUUUGCUGCUAUAACAGCCUCCACUCUUCUGGGAAGGCUUUCCACUAGAUGUUGGAACAUUGCUGCUGGGACUUGCUUCCAUUCAGCCACAAGAGCAUUAGUGAGGUCGGGCACUGAUGUUGGGCGAUUAGGCCUAGCUCGCAGUCGGCAUUCCAAUUAAUCCCAAUGGUGUUCGAUGGGGUUGAGGUCAGGGCACUGUGCAGGCCAGUCAAGUUCUUCCACACCGAUCUCGACAAACCAUUUCUUUAUGGACCUCACUUUUCAUGCUGAAACAGGAAAGGGCCUUCCCCAAACUGUUGCCACAAAGUUGGAUUCACAUAAUGGUCUAGAACAGGGGUGUCAAACUCAUUUUAGCUCAGGGGCCACCUGGAGGAAAAUCUAUUCCCAAGUGGGCCGGACCGGAAAAAUCAUGGUAUAUAUAACUUAAAAACAACAACUUCAGAUUGUUUUCUUUGUUUUAAUACGAUCAACAUACAACAUAAAGCUGGAGCCUGAGGACAGUGUGUCCAAAAUAGUACAAGCACAACAUCACUAUUAAUCAUAAAACACGUCAAGUUUAUUUGAAAAUUCUAAAGAAAAAGAACACACAAACACACAAUGCCUCAGUGAUUAACAGAACUGUUUCACAGAUCACAGAACUAUAUCAGGGUGUCAUUUCUCAGGCAGAAAUGUAGAUAAAAAUAAUGAAAUCCUGUUACCCCAAACAAGUGCAAGAACCACAGAGUCAAGAAUAGGUUAAAUAUACAAAUAAAAUAAAAACAUAUAAACAUAAAUCUGAAAGCGUUGCUCAAACUCCCGUAACAGUCCCAUUAUUUUAUCUUUGAACCGCUUCAUGUCUGCCACAUGUUGGGUCGCGCACACAUUUUUCAGACAGGGGAAGUGAGCUGCAUCACCACCGGCAAGUUGCGUCUCCCACAAUGACAGCUUCAACUUGAAAGAACGUAUGCUGUCAUAAUACUGCGUGACAACUUUGUUGCGCCCUUGCAGCUGUUUGUUCAAGUUAUUCAGGUGCUCUGUAACAUCCACCAUAAAUGCAAGGUCCUGCAUCCAUUCUGCGGAAUGAAAUUCUAACACUGGUUUGCCCUUUUCUUCCACGAACUGUUCAAUUUCUUCUCGUAAAUCAAAGAAACGCCUCAGCACAGCACCUCGGCUUAACCAUCUUACCUCAGUGUGGUAUGGCAGGCCAUAGAUGUGGUCUUUCUCUCUGAGAAGGCUGUCAAACUGACGGUGAUUCAGGCUUCUGGAUCGGAUGAAAUUAACAGUUUGGAUGACCACCUUCAUGACGUUAUCCAUCUUUAAUGACUUGCAACACAAAGCCUCCUGGUGCAAAAUACAGUGAAAAGUCAAAAAAUCACGUCCUCCAUUUGCAGAUUGCACUUUCUCUCUGAACUUUGUCACAACGCCUGCUUUUUUCCCGAUCAUUGAGGGCGCACCAUCUGUAGCCAGGCUGACAGCGCGGGACCAGUCCACUCCGACCCUGUCCAGCGCGCCGACGAGUGCGGUAAAAAUAUCAGCUGCUGUCGUUGUAUCUGUCAUCGGCACCAACUCCACGAACUCCUCGGUGACGGUCAAUGUGUCAUCAACUCCGCGGAUGAAAAUGGCCAGUUGUGCAACAUCUGUAAUGUCCGUGCUUUCAUCAAUUGCAACCGAAAAUGCAAUAAAUGACUUUACUUUUUGCUUCAACUGGCUGUCCAAAUCCACUGAAAGAUCGGAAAUCCUGUCUGCAACUGUGUUUCUUGUCAGGCUGAUAUUUGCAAAAGCCUGCCGCUUUUCAGGGCACACAAUCUCCGCUGCCUUCAUCAUGCAUGUUUUUACAAAUUCACCCUCACUAAAUGGUUUUGAAGCCACUGCGAUUUCAUUAGCAAUGAGGUAGCUAGCUUUCACUGCAACGUCACUGAUGUCUCGGCUGUGAGUAAACACAGACUGCUGUUUCUUCAGACCCGCCAACAGUUCAUUCACCUUCUCUCUUCUCCGCUGUCCUUGAAAGUUGUCAUAUUUGUCGGCAUGAAGACUCGCAUAGUGGCGACGAAGGUUAUAUUCUUUCAGCACUGCAACAUGCUCUGAACACACCAAACAUACAGCUUUCCCAUUCAAUUCCGUGAAUAAAUAGGAUGACCAUUUUUCUUGGAACACUUUUCUCUUUUUUGACAGAGACAUAUUGGGGCAAUGAGGGUGCCAAAGCACAUAAUGUUAAAAGUAGAAGCCGUAAUAAAUAUUGCGGGCAAAACAAAGUAGCUCAUUGGCUGCACGUGCUUGACCUACUUGCUCUGCCCCGGUAUAAACAGUUUGCUUGCUUAACACAAUUGCUAUUGCGCCAUCCAGUGGACGCAAUUUGAACAGCAGUUUAUUUUAUUGAAAAAUUGCAGCGCAUUUUUAUACUUUACUUUUUUUUUUUUUUUUUAUCAUCUCGCGGGCCGGAUUAAACCCGUUUGCGGGCCUGAUCCGGCCCGCGGGCCGUACGUUUGACACCCCUGGUCUAGAAUAUCAUUGUAUGCUGUAGCGUUAAGAUUUCCCUUCACUGGAACUAAGGGACCUAGCUCGAACCAUGUAAACCAGCCCCAGACCAUUAUUCAUCCUCCACCAAACUUUAUAGUUGGCACUAUGCAUUCGGGCAGGUAGUGUUCUCCUAGCAUCCUUCAAACCCAGAUUCGUCCGUCGGACUGCCAGAUGGUGAAGAGUGAUUCAUCACUCCAGAGAACGCGUUUUCACUGCUUCUGAGUCCAAUGGCGGCGAGCUUUACACCACUCUAGCCGACGCUUGGCAUUGCGCGUGGUGGUCUUAGGCUUGUGUGCGGCUGCUUGGCCAUGGAAACCCAUUUCAUGAAGUUCCCGACGAACAGUUAUUGUGCUGACGUUGCUUUCAGAGGCAGUUUGGAACUCGGUAGUAAGUGUUACAACCGAGGACAGACGAUUUUUACACGCUACACACUUCAGCGGUCACGUUCAUUGAGCUUGUGUGGCCUACCACUUCGCGGCUGAGCCGUUGUUGCUCCUAGACGUUUCCACUUCGCAAUAACAGCACUUACAGUUGACCGGUCCGGCUCUAGCAGGGCAGAAAUUUGACGAACUGACAUGUUGGAAAGGUGGCAUCCUAUGACGGUGCCACACUGAAAGUCACUGAGCUCUUCAGUAAGGCCAUUCUACUGCCAAUGUUUGUCUAUGGAGAUUGUAUGGCUGUGUGCUCGAUUUUAUACACUUGUCAGCAACGUGUGUGGCUGAAAUAGCCGAAUCCACUCAUUUGAAGGGGUGUCCACAUACAUCCACAUUUUGCAUACGUAUAUAGUGUAUGUUGGUUUUUGUUUGUUCCCCUUCCCAGGUGUUUGACCUGCGUCAGUGCCACAGGCAAAUGCAGCAGCAGGCAGCGACGGCGCAGGCGGCAGCCGCAGCUCAGGCUGCCUCUAUUGCUGGGAACAUCUCUGGGCCGGGCUCCGUGGGAGGCAUCGCUCCCGCCAUCAGUAAGCAGCACAACACUUCUCUCCUUUGAGCAAGACUCACAUACUCCCACAGACAGGACACUUGGCUGCUAUUGACUCGCACACAACUUCACACCUGUUACAUCACUCACACGCCACUUAUCUAAUAGAUAAAUGCAAUGCUCACAUAGCCCAUUAUUCUAAAGUAGUUUACCAAUUGUCUCAUCAAAUUGCAGCAUCGGUCAGUCAUUGACGAUGCGUAGGAAUGCAUACCUGUUCUGUUGUUAAGAAACCUCAUAAUCAGUGUGGAUGUAUAAUGUUGUUGAGACGAAGGGAGGAGGGCAGAUAUAUCAAUGUAAUGGAACCCAACUCGGGCUCACUCUCCUCACCCAGGCCUUUCGGCAGCAGCCGGCAUCGGCGUGGACGACCUGAGGAGACUGUGCAUCCUGCGCAUGAGCUUCGUCAAGGGCUGGGGUCCCGACUACCCCCGGACGAGCAUCAAGGAGACCCCCUGCUGGAUCGAGAUCCACCUACACCGCGCCCUCCAGCUACUGGACGAGGUGCUGCACACCAUGCCCAUCGCUGACCCCCAACCCUUGGACUGA